AUGCUCCAGGGAAAGGAGCUCCGCGACACAUGUCUUGGGAGCGCAACCUCUGGCUUGGUAGCGAGGCUUCUCUGCCAUCCGCUAGACACGGCUAAGGCGCGCCUCCAAGGCCCCGAGGGCAGCUCGUUCAGGAACACUUGGCAUGUCUUGCGAGCAACAAUGGGCACGGAAAGGAUCCGCGGGCUGUAUCGAGGCAUAGGUGCUGUCACGUUCGGAGGAGUGCCCGGGGUGUGCCUCUACCUCACCACAUAUGAGGCCACCAAAGAGCUUCUCGCGGACCGCGGGGCGAUCGGCGGGGGCGACGCAGAAUCAGGAGGGGAGGGCAUCUUGACCCACUUGACCGCUGGAAUGAUGGCGGAAGUUGUGUGCUGCGUGGUAUUCGUUCCCGUAGACGUGGUCAAGGAGAGGCUGCAAGUCCAGCGACCAGCGGGGGCGGCGGCUGCCAAAUAUGUGUCCACUGCUGAAGCUAGUAGUGGUGGAAGUAGAGCCGGCGGCAGCAGCAGCGGGGUUAGAGAGGCGUCGGUGCCGCCUUACAGAGGGAGCGCGGACACGCUGAAAACAAUUUUGAGAACCGAAGGCCUCCGAGGGAUAUACAAGGGUUACUUGGCGACGCUGGCCUCCUUCGGCCCCUUCUCGGCGCUGUACUUCAUGUUCUACGAGCAGGCCAAGAUGGCCUCCCAGGACUUGAUCGAACGACAUCCAUACUUCCGAGGGCAGGGGGGCACGGACGCUCGAGCAGCAGAAGGGGCGGCGACGGCAACAACGGAGGGCCAGAGCGCGCGAGGGGGCAGGGCAGAACUCCCGGUGUGGAUGACCCUGGGCAACGCGGCGGCGGCGUCGGCGGCGGCGUCCUGGCUGACGAACCCCCUGGACUUGGCGAAACUCAGGCUGCAGGUGCAACGAGGAGCGGCUGCGACGGCGUCACAGCCACCGGCCGUCGCGACCACGGCGGCCACCGCGCCGUACACCGGCAUGCUGGACGCCCUGCGGCGGAGCUACCGCGCGGGGGGGCUGGCCGGACUGUUCAAGGGGUCAGGAGCGAGGAUGGCCUUCCAGGCCCCCAGCAUCGGCAUCACUAUGGCCGCCUUCGAGAAGUCCAAGGAAAUGUGGGGCUCCCUCUUGCCCUGA
Ectocarpus siliculosus is the source of this 1128-nucleotide messenger RNA. NCBI's taxonomy places the organism in Eukaryota, Phaeophyceae, Ectocarpales, Ectocarpaceae. The record is from the annotation of a GenBank genome assembly.